UGCCAAGAUCACGUCGCAGGCUCGUUUCGGUCCAACAGAUUCUUAGCGCCCACAUCGUCUACUUAUAUGAUCUCCAACUCGAGUUUGAGUUGAUUUUUCUGAACAGAUUUUACCAUUGAUUACUUUUCAAAAACAUUUGAGAACUCGUAUUUUAGCCAUGAAAGAAGGCAUGCUCCCCUUUUCGCUCAAAGCGACCAACUUGUUCUACAAAGUCGUGGACGAGCUGCUCCAAGGCAGGCAGAACGUGCAGUUUUUCAGUCUCCUUCGCACGAAUCUGGCAGGCAUCAUGCAGUGGCUGGAAGACUUGUCAGAGGCCUCCGAUACAGAUACUUCGCAGAGAGAAAUUCUCCGUUUAUUGAUUCUUUUCGAAAAUCUGCUCCAGGACGUUACUUUCAACGUCUUUUUUCCUGAUCACCCUCAUGGUCGGCCCCAUGAACACCAUGGUAGCGAAGCAAGUCAUUGGCAAGACACAAAGAUCUGCAUCUCUAAGAAGAGGCUUAACACCGUCUCAGGGGUUCCAGAGCCCAUACCGAACUCAAAUUGUCAGAUUCUCUCGAAAGAGAACUUUUGUGAUACGAUAUCGCACCGGCAGCAAGCUCAGCUGCAACUAGUCAAUCAGGGCGACAGCUUGGUCGUCCAACAGUGGGCACCGUUAUCACGAUUCUUCUGUCCACAAACUUCAAGUAUCAAACUUUCCGAAAUACUCGGUGAACAGCUCACGCGAAAGCAAAGACUUACAAUAGCUUACGGUCUGGCCAACGCUGUGUGGCAGUUUUACGAUUCAAUUUGGAUGCGUAGGGAAUGGAACAAGGACACUAUCCAUUUCAUGCUGGAACGUCGUGGCAACACGGCCAAAGCAGUAUACGUCGACGAGCCAUUUCUGUCGGCUCACUUCGAUGAACCUGAAUCUUUGUCCGAGGACAAGAUGAGGUUCCGAUACCACCCUUUGCCCAAGGUCCUGGAGCUUGGGAUCAUGAUGUUGGAAGUCGAGCUGGGUCUCAAGAUUGAAGAUCACUGUCAAAAUCGACCCGAGUGUUACGACGCUGACGGCAACCUCACAGUCAAUGCAACUCACAUUAUCGCCAUGGAAAUCUUCAAGACGUCAGACCUAUGGGAGGAGAAGGAAACAUUCGAACUAUUGAAGGAGCUCAUCAGAAAUUGCUUGACUGCGCAUCCGUUCAGAAGCAUCGCGGAACAUCCAGGGCAAAUCCGCGAUGCCAUUCAUCGCCACGUCGUUGCGCCACUGAAGAAGUUGUUCGAGACGGCUUGGGGUGACUUUGAAAAGUCGGCCGUCCGACCUAUCCGCGUGCAGUCAGAAGGGGCUACGAUGCCCUUGAUUACCGAGCUCCAGCGUUUCGCGAUCAGUGCGGGCAACCGAGACCGGAAUAUGAUGAUGUUGCCAGCAAAGGGUUCAGUUUGCGAAGCAGAGGCUAGUUCCGCCCCUACAUCUGACAAAUGGUUUAACAGGCUUGAGAGACUGAAGAUCGUCACUCGUCUUUCUCCAAGCCUACGCGACGCUUCAUACGCACCUGCCAGGAUAGCUAUCCUGGACACCGGAAUCGAUAAACGAUACUCGUCGUCUAUCGUUGAUUUCCGAGACUUUGUGGACUAUCGGAAUGUCAAGCCCUUUGACAGUACCGGGCAUGGAACCUAUGCAUUCUCAUUGCUGCAGAGGGUUCACCUGGAAGCCCAGGUUUUUGUCGGCCGUGUUUUUGAAGAAGGUCAUGCAAACGAUAAUACCGCAAGUAUCAUGGCCAAGGCCAUUCGCCAUGCUCGAGAAGUUUGGAAAGUCGACGUCAUCGUCAUGCCAUCCGGCUUUGAAUGCGAAAACGAAGACAUGUUAAGGGCAAUCGAGGAAGCAAACGCAGCCCACGUGCUCAUCUUCGCCGCCGCCGCAAACCAUGGAAACCUCUCAAACAUCACGUUCCCAGGUCGCCUCUACCGCUCCGAGAAGACAUUCUGCAUGUUCUCUACAGACGGCAACGCCAGGAGCCUCCCAGCCUUCAAUCCUUCGCCAUUACCAGGUGCUCGCAACAGCUUUGCGAUCUUGGGACAAGACAUCAGAGCCACGAGUGGUCCUCCUGCAUCAGGGACCUCACUCGCGACCGCGAUUGGCGCGGCGCUCGCUGCGCGCAUCAUUGACUUCUCGCGACAUCAGGAUAUCCGGGGCCGGAUUCGCAAACCGGAACACCUGAAGCGGGUCGAGGGCAUGGCAUCGGUGUUUGCCAAGAUGGCGAGGAUGGACGGCGGGUACCAGUGCAUCGCUCCGUGGAGACUGUUGCCGCUCAUGGAGUACGAAGACUUGAUGGACGUGUCCAACCGUCCGUACGUCCGCCACCGUAUUUGCGAGGUCAUCUCUGGAGCCUUGGAUGAGGUCUACGGAUGAGAGAAGUAUCUCGAUGUAGAGGCUGAAGCGUAGACUCAGGUCUGGCGGCAUUGCUGCCUAGAGAGAUUAUGUGAGGAGUGUAUGAUCCGCCACUGUUAAACUCCUGUAUAUCUGUUCCUACUUCUGUAAGAUUCAAUGCCAUAUGUAGCCUGCGACUCUUUCCGUUUUCCGCACGUAUGCUUCGGCAAAGCUGUUGAAGAAUAUGAUUGGGAUGCCGUUCUUGUAGUCAGGGCAUUGAUUGUUAUCACAGUCACCAUCGAUGAC
Colletotrichum acutatum is the source of this 2650-nucleotide messenger RNA. RefSeq lists its product as uncharacterized. NCBI's taxonomy places the organism in Eukaryota, Fungi, Ascomycota, Sordariomycetes, Glomerellales, Glomerellaceae. Gene Ontology annotation, biological process: proteolysis. The coding region runs from base 158 to 2386 and encodes 742 amino acids. The transcript has 5 exons. Gene Ontology annotation, molecular function: serine-type endopeptidase activity. The record is from RefSeq and is a predicted model, not a curated record.